This is a messenger RNA of Suillus subaureus, 1539 nucleotides long. RefSeq names its product WD40-repeat-containing domain protein. The transcript is spliced from 3 exons. The record is from RefSeq and is a predicted model, not a curated record. Gene Ontology annotation, molecular function: protein binding. Bases 211 to 1272 code for a protein of 353 amino acids. NCBI's taxonomy places the organism in Eukaryota, Fungi, Basidiomycota, Agaricomycetes, Boletales, Suillaceae.
GUAACUCCAUAGACUGAAGGUUGUAACUGAUGGAAUGCGACUCGUGAUCAGAAAUGAGGCUUGGGCGCUUCAGUUGCACAGCCUACGCUAGAAGCUGUGAAUUGAACACGAGGAUAACACAUUUUAAACGCACUAGCUCAAACUUCCGGUGCGCUCUUGACCUAAACACUCAUUGUACCUCGGUGUCAAGAACUGAUAAUCGUCUUGAUUAUGACUUCACCCAGUGUUGCUAGUGUGGCACAAGAUACAUCAAUAAUAACCCCAUGCCAGAAAUUUGAGGGACACACCAGUCAGGUCUCCGGCGCCAUACAUCUGCCAGGUGGAAAGCGGAUAAUGACUUGCUCAGCGGACGGCUCGCUGCGGGUAUGGAACUUGAAGAUUGGGAAACAGAUAGGAGACGAGUGGAGGGACGGAGAAAGUGCAGUGUGGAGAAUAGCGUUGUCUCCGGACGGGAAGAAAGUGGUUGGCGGGAACUAUGAUGGUGCAUUGAGGUUGUGGGACAUCGACACAGGCAAAGUCAUCGCGAAAUGGAUGGGGCAUACAGGUGGAGUGAGUUCUGUCCGCUGGAGUCAAGAUAGUCAGCGAGUCUUGAGCGGAUCUUACGAUGGGACUGCAAGGGAGUGGGACGUAGAGAAGGGAGAGACAAUCCUCGGUCCAAUCAAGACUGGACACAGAAGUGUGUACACAGCCAUCUACUCGCCAGACAUGACCGCUUUUGCAACUGGUGGAGAACAGCCUUGGAAUAACACUGAAGAUGACAAGUCCCAAGUCAAAAUCUGGGACACGAAGACUGGCGGGCUUGUCGCUACUCUUGAAGGACACAAAGAAUCUGUGUUGUGCCUGGCUUGGACCCCAGAUGGAAAAAUGCUUAUCUCCGGGUCAGCCGAUAACUCGAUUAGGACAUGGAGUACAACAACCUGGAAACAGAUCGCAGUGCUUGAUGGGCACACCAGUAAUGUCUAUGACAUUGCAAUAUCUCCGAAUGGCCGCAUCCUCGCAAGCGCAUCAGGGGACAAGACAGCGCGAUUAUGGAACCUCGACAACAACCAGCCCAUCCGUUUGCCCCUCCAACAUGCAAACUGCGUGCUUCGUGUGUCGUUUUCGGCAGAUGGAAAGCUACUAGCCACUGGCUGUGACGACCAAAAUGCGUAUACAUGGGACAUUUCUACGAUAGUAAAAGAAGCUGGCCUCGACGAACUUCUGUUGGACCAGCGCGACAAGUUGGUACUCGCUGUACGUGACACUUUCAUAAACAGAUAUCAUUGCAUCUAAACCUAUCCCUUCUAGGCUGACGCUACACGGCGUCCGGUCCGUCAGCCAAUCAAGGUCUCCCCUCAUGUACCACAAGGGUUCUUCGACGGCAUACCAAGUCGUGCUCAUUCUUCUGCGCGACUUGAUCCCCAUGAUAUACCAUCACGACCCAGCAUUUUUCACUGGGUUCGAAGCCUUUUCUCUGACAAACCAAGUGAUGCAGAGAUGGAGCUGCAUGAGCAUCCCUCAGCAGACGUCGAUGUUCCAUAUGCCAAGGGCAAACGCGUA